AUGAUGGAUAUUGAUAUGAAUCAAGAUGAAACAUUAGAUGAAACAUUAGAUGAAACAUUAGAUGAGUCGAAUGAUCGGUUGACAUUAAAUCAAACAAUUAAAAUAUUAUCAAUUGCAGAAAAACAAAUAACAGAUGGUUUUGAUAUUAUGGAGAUGGAAGUAAUGAAUUUUUUCGGAUAUUUAAAGGAUAUAUGA
Cetraspora pellucida is the source of this 195-nucleotide messenger RNA. The record is from the annotation of a GenBank genome assembly. NCBI's taxonomy places the organism in Eukaryota, Fungi, Glomeromycota, Glomeromycetes, Diversisporales, Gigasporaceae.